Molecule: messenger RNA, 1089 nt
Organism: Talaromyces amestolkiae
Lineage: Eukaryota; Fungi; Ascomycota; Eurotiomycetes; Eurotiales; Trichocomaceae
Exons: 1
Coding region: 1-1089 (362 amino acids)
Molecular function (GO): dioxygenase activity
Source: RefSeq, a predicted model, not a curated record
AUGGCGUUCACUAGCUUCGCCGGCAGAAGCUACAACGUUGUCUCUGAUGAAGUCAAACAAUCCGGCAGUUUCGAUGAGAUUCCUAUGAUUGACCUCACACAGCCACAAGAAAAAGUCGUUGAAAGUCUACGAGAUGCUUGCACUCGGGUCGGGUUCUUCUACAUCUCUAAUCACGGCAUUCCGCAAGACAUCAUUGAUCAAGUAUUCUCCACGGCGGAAGGUUUCUUCGGCUUAGACGACGAGCUUAAACAACAAGUACAUUUCAAUAAGGGGACAGCCUUAUGCGGAUAUGAAGGCUUCCAGAAUGUUUAUACAGAUGAGACGAAAAAGCCGGAUCUGAACGAAGCCUUCAGUUGGCGUUAUACACCAGAUAUGGAUUCCUUCAAUGAGAAAGCUGAAACAACGCGGGUUGAAGAGAAGAACGUUGACAAUUUCCUCACAAGUGGUCAAAAUCUCUGGCCCAAUGCGAAACCGGAAAUGCGCCGAGAUAUAAGUCAAUAUUAUAGCCAUGUGCUCAAGUUGGCGAGAAAGUUGAUCCGCUUAUUCGCUCUGGUGCUCAAACUACCAGAGGCAUAUUUCGAUCAGAUGAUGCAACACCCCGGCUCAAUGGGCAAGGUCCUGCAUUAUCCACCACAGCCAGCCAAGGGCGCCGAUCCACCUUUUGGAAUAGGCGCACAUACUGAUAUUGAAUGCUUCACAAUUCUAUGCCAAGGAGGUGAUGUGCCGGCUCUGCAGGUUCUCAACCCUAAAGGCGAAUGGAUCUUGGCACCUCCUAUUCGGGGUACCUUUGUCGUGAAUAUUGGUGAUAUGUUAGCACGGUGGUCUAACGAUACUUUCCGCAGCACUAUCCAUCGUGUGUUAAAUAUCACAGGCCGUGAACGCUACUCGAUGCCUGUCUUUAUUGGACCAAAUUAUAACACUGUGAUCAAACCUCUGGAGACCUGCCUUGCGGAUGGAGCCAAAUAUGAUCCCAUACCAGCAGGUUUAUAUGUUUGGAAACGACUUGCUAUAAGCCGACUCGAUAAAGAUGAGUACGAGAGGCAACGAGUCAAGAUGGAGAGCCAGCUCACAUUGCCAAUUGGUGCAUGA